Messenger RNA from Candoia aspera, 3106 nucleotides. RefSeq names its product zinc finger protein 345-like. The transcript is spliced from 2 exons. Bases 269 to 2668 code for a protein of 799 amino acids. NCBI's taxonomy places the organism in Eukaryota, Metazoa, Chordata, Lepidosauria, Squamata, Candoiidae. The record is from RefSeq and is a predicted model, not a curated record.
GAGAGAGAGCAUGUGGAUGGUCCCUGGAUAAGGCCUGAUCCAUGCUAUUCGAUCUGUAAGGGUAGUUUUUAUUUAAAUAGCAGGAAAAACCUCCUGACAGGAAGAUCUGUACAACAGUGGAAGAGUCUACUUAGGGAGCGUGCAGGUUCUCCAUCUGUGGAGGCCUUUAAGAGGAGGCUGGAUGGCCAUCUCCUGAGGAUGGUUUAACUGGUUUUCCUGCACAUGGCAGCAGGUUGGAGAGGUCCUCCUGGUGGCCCCUUCCGUCUCUAUGAUGCUGUGUCUUCUGAUCCAGUCUGGUGGAUCUCCUCUUGUGUUUUUUCUUCACUUCUGGGUUCUAGCGGAUGACGGCUGUAAGAGCAAAGAGGAAGAAGGUCUUCUUCAGCCAGACGUUUCAGCCCUGGAGGAGAGGAACCAGGUUGCAUCUCCACCAGCUGAAGGGGGACUCCGCUGCUUCCGCCAAAGAGGAAGGAGUCCUGUGACUCGGCACAGACCAAAGGGGGGGGGCCUAACCGAAGCUGCUCCCAGCAAGGAAGCCAACCGGAAUCCUGGUGAGGCUAUCCUCCACAAGGGGGGUCCCCGGGAUAGGAGAGCAAAAGCACGUGCGGAGCGCAGGGAAGGGCGUGCAUCCGAAGCUGCAAGCGAUCAAGAGGGGAGAGAGGAGGAGGGACCCCAUCAGAACGAAAAUUCUCCGUUGAGAUGUUCAGGAGGGCCAUCGAGGCAGCCUAGCAAGGAAGAAACUUUUCUCCGUAGAAAGGAAGAAGUAAGCUUGAAGAGAUGUCGUAGACCAGAGAUAACUCAAACAAAGCAAGCUCAGAAGAAAGCCAUUUCUUGUGAGAAAAACAAUGAGAAUCACAUUAAAAGAGUCCAAGUCAGAGAAAAAAGUCAGGGGGAUGUGGCAAGUAAGGUGCGUUCAGAAGAAUUAGAAACCUCUUCCAAAACCAGCGGAAUGGCCUGUUCAGCAGGACCCCCAUUCAAAUGUUUUGACUGUGGGAGAAUUUGCACUCAUAAAGCUGCAUUUAUUAUCCACCUGAGAACUCACACUGGGGAAAAGCCAUUUCCCUGCUCAACUUGCAAGGAAAAAUUUCGUUCUAAAUCCGCUCUUGUUAGACACGAGAAAAUCCAUGGAGGAGACAAACCCCAUUUGUGUUCAAUUUGUGGGAAAAGCUUCUAUUUCAGGAAUUUUCUUCGAAGACACGAGAAGAUCCAUUUGGGAGUGAAACCCUUUGAAUGUGCGACUUGUGGGAAAAAAUUUGGUAGCAGGGCGCAUUUUAUUAGGCACGAAAAUGUGCAUUUAGGAUUGAAGUUGUUUGCCUGUUUGUACUGCGAGAAAAGAUUUGGAACCCGAGAGCGGCUCACACAGCAUGAGAGAAUCCAUACAGGGGAGAAACCAUACAUAUGCUCAGAUUGCGGGAGGAGUUUCAACUGUUCAUCAAACUUGAGCCGGCACAAGAAAAUUCACAGAGAAGAAAAACCGCAUAAAUGUCCGGAUUGUGGGAAAACCUUCAGGACCAUUUCAGACUUGAAACUUCAUGAGCGAAUCCACACCGGUGAGAAACCUUAUCAGUGCUCUGAUUGCGGGAACAGGUUCGCUAGCCAUUCCGCCUUUCGACGUCACAAGAAAACCCACAUAGACGAAAAGCCAUAUAAAUGCCUCGAAUGUGGGAAAUGUUUAAAGCAUAAAUUCACCUUGGUUAAUCACCAGAAGAUGCAUAAAUAUAAAUGCUCUGACUGUGACAAAAGUUUCAGUCAAAGCUCACGCCUUGAACGACACAGAAGAAAACACACCGGUGAGAAGCCAUUCAGGUGUUCCUGUUGUGAGAAAAGCUUUGAUCAUACCUCUUCGCUGGUGAUACAUGAGAGAACUCACACAGGGGAGAAACCAUACAAAUGCUCAGUGUGCGGGAAAGGCUUUGUAACGAAAUAUAAACUCUUUCGACAUGAGCCCAUCCACUUUGCCGAAAAGGGUUCAUAUCUCCCUAGGCCCCAAGCGGUCCCUGCCCGCAAGAAACGGUUCAAAUGCUCCCAUUGCGAGAAGAGUUUUGCUCAGAGAUCGCGAAGUCUUGAUCAUGAACUGUCCCAUCAGGGAAAAAGGUUCUGGGGCUGUCCAGAAUGUGGGAAAAGUUACACCACGCUUUCGUCCUUAUGGCAGCAUCAAAAGAUUCACACGGGAAAGAAUUUGCAUAAAUGCUCUGAAUGCGGGAAGGUCUUCACCAGUAACUCGUUUCUUCAGUUGCAUCAAAGAAUCCACUCCGAAGAAAAGCCGCAUACGUGCUGGGAUUGCGGGAAGGGUUUUCGGUCCUUGUCAGCCCUCGGAGUACAUAAAAGGAUCCAUACGGGAGAGAAGCCGUUCAAAUGCUUUGAGUGCGGGGAAAGUUUUGCCCAUGGUCAACGACUGAGGAGACAUCAGAGGACCCACCUGGAGGAGCAGCCGUAUAAAUGCUCGAUAUGCAAGGAAGGCUUUAGGGACUAUUUGUCUCUGAGAAGGCAUAAAAAAACCCACACUAAGACAUUUCAGUGUUUGGCAUGCGGAAAAGGCUUCAAGAAGAGAACACACCUGGCUGGACAUCAGAAAUGCUCACAGUGCCAGGGAAAAAGGGAGAUUGGAAAAAGCAGUGACUUCACUGGAAGAAGUGGCAGCGGAGAACCGUCUUCUCAGGACCGCUGCUAACAACCCAACUAUUGAUCUGCCGCCAAAAAUAUCACCAGGGAAACUGGGUUUGCAGACCAGAGAGAUGAAAGGCUAAAGCCCCCUUGGGUCGGCAGGGAGCUGGAGACCAGCUUUCUUCAGGAAAGAGCACUCGGGGACCAUUUGGGUGCUGAUACUGGUUCUGGGUUUACUAAUCCAUUGUAAUUCUGAAAAGUAGUUUGUUUCUUUUUUUUUUAAGGACAGGUGAAUUUGAAUGAGACAUCCCUGAAUUUGAAUGAAGAUUUUUGAACUCUCAAAGCAUUGGAGGAGGCAGAGAAAACCUGAUGUAGGAUGUCAUUCGCUGUUGGAAUGGCAGUCCCAGACAUAUUUUAGAUAUGUACAUCUUUCCAUUUUAACUCUUUUAUCCUACAAAUCAAGGAAAAGCAAGCCCAUAAACAUUGUCACCAUCGUACAAACUUA